AUGUCGCCUCCGCGACGUCGGUCCGCUCGUCUCGCGAGUGGCACUUCCUCCAAGGAACGACCGGCUUCAGUCCAACCCCAAUUGAGCGCUCUCACCGAAGGCGACGAGUCCUGUUCAGAGCAACCUACUAAGAGUCUAGACGCCAUUAUGUCUUCGCCUACAACGCAACCCACCACUCCGGCCGCUGUGAGCCCAGUCAAGCUGCCCAAGUCGGAAAUGCAUCCAAGCAAGUUCCACCCGGGUACUGCUGCACCUUCAUCUGGUCUCAAGCUUGGCUUUGCCGAUAUCAAUCGCGACCAAAAUGCCCGUGAUCACACUUUCGGCGCCAUCCAUGAAACUCCUUCCAAGGCGCCCACGCCGUUCACCUUCCGCGUUUCUAGACCUAGUGCCGCCGACAAGGGCCUUACACCCGAGGCCCAGAAAAUGAUGAAUGACCUGCGCGAAGAGGCAGCUAAGAUUAAGGCCGAGCUUGCUGCGAAGCGUAGUGAGGAGACACUGGAUGAGGUACUCGAAAGACGCCGAAUCGCAAAGGCAAAGGGCAAGGCCGGCCGGUUUAGCGAUGUACAUAUGGCCGAGUUCAAGAAGAUGGACUCGAUCGCGAAUCAUCCGUCGGUUUACCGCGCCGCGCCCGGUCGCCCGACGCCACUCAAAGCCGGCACCAAACGAAGCCAGUCCAAGGCCAACCUAAAUGAUGCCGAGUCCGUGCUUAAGAAGGCGGCAUCCGCCAGAGCGCCACCCAAAUCUCUAGAGAAACAACACGAUGAGCCUGAAUCUCCCACCAAGCGCGUCAGACAGCGCCUCGACGACGACGCUUCAACGCUUCGACCUGUGUCUCGAGAUGGUAGCUCGAUUCCUGCUCCUCGACCCAAGAGCAGUGGGAACGACUCUAUCCGCAGUGCUAUCCCUCGAUCCCGAACUGUUGCUUCCAUCAUGACUCCCACGAAAGCGUCCACGGCCCGCACUCAGGUCACCAAGACGCCCACCAUCCCACUGGUGAAGUCACCCAGCAAACCUGAUCUCGAAAGUCUGGCAAGAUCCCCCAGCAAACCAGACCUCAGCAGCCUCGCCAGAACUCCCAGCAAGGUGACUUUUGGUAGCUUGAAGAAGUCGGCUACUUUGAACAACUUGAACGCGGAGAAGACCUUCCCCACUAUUGUCCAAACCCCUGGUCGAUUUGCUAGAGUCAAGUCGAUCCUGAAAAGGCAAUUCAGUGCGUCGAAGCCGAAGAGCAGCAUCCCUCAAGUUGCUAGCUCGAUCCCCAAGACCCCUGGCAACGCCGAGAAGAAGAAGGCCGCUGCACCUGUAACAACCCCCGGCCAACGUUUCGGGUUCGACAAGCAUGUUGAGUUCACACCCGAUUCGAAGGCGGCCGCCUUAACCCAGAACUCCCCAUCUCCAGUCAAGUCUGCUAUCCCGCGUUCUAAGACUAUGGCGAAACUCCCUGCACCCCACUAUCCGUCUUUGGGUUCUGUGUUGAGCGCGAAGAAAACUCGAGAAGAGGUGUCGUAUCCGGAUCUUUCUGCUUUUGGAGCCGAGGCCGCCACAGCAACGUCGCUAACCCCAUCGGUACCCGGAACUUUCACUUUCCGCAGCGACCACACCAUUCGAUUUGGCAGUACAUCACCUAACGGCUUCGGCAGCUCAUCCGGCCAAGCAAGCCUACGACAUGUGCGACAGUCUACGGUCCCCGCUAAUCACAUGCCCGGAAGUUUCCCCGCUGCUCGCGAAUCGAUUCCAGACAAAGAGAACACGGAUCCUGCCCUGAUGUCAGGUAUUCCCCAUGGAAUGUCCAAUAAGAAACGACACCGUGCCAUUUGGGAUCAUGAGGAGGACGACGAGGGUGCUCGACGCGGAGCAAAGAAGCUUCGAAAGAACCCUUCCUUUGCUGAAGGCGCUAGGCUGAUAAACUCAUCUCCCAUCAAGACGCUGGCUGCUGGAUCUCGUACGCCUAGUCCGCAGAAGAAGAAAGGGCUGACUCUUAGCCGGCUGAACAUGCUUGCUCUUCCGAAAGUCCGCAAGUGA
Molecule: messenger RNA, 2022 nt
Organism: Pseudomassariella vexata
Lineage: Eukaryota; Fungi; Ascomycota; Sordariomycetes; Amphisphaeriales; Pseudomassariaceae
Exons: 3
Coding region: 1-2022 (673 amino acids)
Source: RefSeq, a predicted model, not a curated record